AUGUCUGAACCAAGUAGUGACAUGUUCCGCCCAAGUAAUGUGAGAAGAGUUUUCCAAAGAAUAUCUGAUCACAUAAGUUGCAAAACAUCUAACAAGGGAACCACCGAUAUCACCAGAGGUAACAAUUCUGACAAUCACUCUGAGAUAUCAGAGACAGAGCUGACUAUUGACAAUGUUGAAUUUGUUGAAAAAAUCGACCCAAAAUCCUUUGAUGACCCCCAAACAGAAGACAUUGACAAAGAGUAUGACCCUCUACCUCUUGACCCAGGGCUGAAAAUCUAUCCCUCUUUCAGCACCACUGCCUUAUUUGAGGCGACUGGUGUAAUGGACUUGGAUUUCGACGAGGAGGGCGACUUCCCUGAGGACUGGGAUCCAAAGGUGCAUAUACGUAACACAGGGGGCCCAGAGGAUGUUCGUGAGGUUGCCCCUCGGGGGGAAAGUACUUUGUAUUUGGAGGACAAGAGUCGACUUGCACUCAAAGUCACUAUAACAUAUUUUGAAACAGGAAAAUGGAAAGGCCAGGACGUAUUGGCAUUACUGUGGAGAGUAUAUGUGUUUCAAAAGGACAAUCGCCAAGGCGUUGAAGCAAUUAGCAUCAAGUUCCAAAUUUCUAAUCCACGAAGCACCGAGUCGAAGAAGAGUGUUCUUCCAACAUGGGUUCACAGUAUCCCGCAGCGUUUUGAAGGCGAAGUGACGCCCGAAGUUGUGGAAAAGAAGAUCAAGAUCGGAUUGAGAACCGGUUUCAAUGUGGUUUGCGCUGCUGAUGCCAGUGCUGAAAUGAGCCGAACAAGUACGAUGACCAAAAAACAUUUCCUACGUAUUGAGUCUAUGACCUAUGAAUCACCUCAAAGAGAGAAUGAAGACGACACCAGCAUUCUUUACGUCUCUGGAGUAUCUGCCAAGGGGCAGAGUCUUCCAUCUUUUGCAGGUACGGAGGGAGACCUUGUCAUACGUGCCACCACAAGGACUAGAUAUUGGAGCAAGUGGGAAGGGUUCAAGCGUUGGAUGAGUUUCGGACAACAAACUUCUUUUGCUCGAGUUGUUCAUACCAACAAUCUACCAGAAUCAGCGCUUGGUGAAGCCAGACUCCCUUCCAAAAAUUUUGAUGAAGUAAAACAUGAAGUCUGGGCGGAACACACUGGCCUAGCAAAGGUAAUGAGGGAGACAACCACGACUACAGGGACCAGGGAGACACCAAAACCAUCAGAGACGGCAGAGUCCGGGGAGCCUAAUGGGACCGAGAUCCAGCUAGGUGAUUGA
This is a messenger RNA of Tremella mesenterica DSM 1558, 1260 nucleotides long. RefSeq lists its product as uncharacterized. The transcript is spliced from 2 exons. The record is from RefSeq and is a predicted model, not a curated record. NCBI's taxonomy places the organism in Eukaryota, Fungi, Basidiomycota, Tremellomycetes, Tremellales, Tremellaceae. Bases 1 to 1260 code for a protein of 419 amino acids.